Molecule: messenger RNA, 777 nt
Organism: Tribolium madens (black flour beetle)
Lineage: Eukaryota; Metazoa; Arthropoda; Insecta; Coleoptera; Tenebrionidae
Gene: mRpL22
Product: 39S ribosomal protein L22, mitochondrial
Exons: 3
Coding region: 93-728 (211 amino acids)
Biological process (GO): translation; ribosome assembly
Cellular component (GO): mitochondrial large ribosomal subunit; ribosome
Molecular function (GO): structural constituent of ribosome
Source: RefSeq, a predicted model, not a curated record
ACAGUAUAAUAAAAAGUUAGGUUAUGUCYACSUAACCUGAAAAAAUUGUGUAGUAAUCUUUGUAAUUAGUUUUUURAAAGAAUUGCGUUAUAAUGGCGUUAAUUAAAAGUCGCAGGUUAUUUAAAUUUAGUUUUUUAUCUGAAUUGCCAAUUUUAUCAGCUGGUACUAAAAAAAUUCACAAUUCUUCUGUACUCAAUGCUUGGGGAGGUAAUUCCAAAGAACCCACUCAUUUUAUCGAAUACAAUAAGAAGAUUUAUCCGCCACAAUCCCCUGAUGAAACCCCUCGACCUGCCUAUGUGUGCCAUCAAAGAUGCAAUAUUAAAUACAGCCCUUUUAAAAUGUGGUAUGUGGCAUGCUUGGUUCGCGGCAUGACCGUCGACGAGGCAAUCAAACAGUUAAAAUUUCUGCCAAAGAAGGGGGCUAAAGACGCCCGCGAGACAAUUGAAGAAGCGCGAGAUUUGGCAGUAAAGGAACAUAACGUUGAGUUUGCCAGUAAUUUAUGGGUUGCUGAAUCAUUUGUUGGCAAAGGCCAAGUCAUCAAAGGCAUAAGAAGACACGCCAGAGGCAGACACGGCAUUGUUGAAUACAUGCACUGUCAUUAUUUCGUCCGUCUUGAAGAAGGGAAACCCCCUAAACACUACUAUCAAAAUCACCCCAAAGAGCCCCACCAACAACUAGAGGAAUGGUUACAAGCCAUGAGACGCCGAAAAAUUACCAAUUCAAUUUAAUUUUUCCUUAAGUAGAACUAAAUAAAUAAGUUAACAAUUCAGGUUUAGA